AGCCUCGUUGGGGGCAUCUGCGACCGACGGACCGGGACAGACGGACGGAAGACCAACGCCCGCGCCAUGGACGACCCGGACAACUCCACCUUGCUCCUGGUCGCCUUCUCGCUGCUGCCGGACAACUCCACCCUGUCGGCCAAUGUCAGCAGCCCGAACCCCGCCAGCGACUGGCCCCUGGUCCCCACUUCCAGCCCCACCCCCGGUCCGGGUCCGAGCAUCCCCUACAGUCCCGAUCAGAGCUCCCCGAGUCCCGAGCCGACGACCGGCGGUUUCCCGGGGCGCACGGUGAGCCCCGGCUCCUCCGCUUUCCCCCGGCCCUGGGUCCCCCACGAAGCCCCGUUCUGGGACACGCCGCUGAACCACGGGCUGAACGUGUUCGUGGGCGCCGCCCUGUGCAUCACCAUGCUGGGCCUGGGCUGCACCGUGGACGUGAACCGCUUCGGGGCGCACGUCCGCCGGCCCGUGGGCGCGCUGCUGGCUGCGCUCUGCCAGUUCGGCUUCCUGCCGCUGCUGGCCUUCCUCCUGGCCCUCAUCUUCAAGCUGGACGAGGUGGCCGCCGUGGCCGUGCUCCUGUGCGGCUGCUGCCCCGGAGGAAAUCUCUCCAACCUCAUGUCACUGCUGGUGGAUGGUGACAUGAACCUCAGCAUCAUCAUGACCAUUUCCUCCACUCUUCUGGCCCUGGUCCUCAUGCCCCUCUGCCUGUGGGUCUACAGCCGGGCCUGGAUCAACACCCCCCUGGUGCAGCUGCUCCCCCUAGGGGCGGUGACCCUCACUCUGUGCAGUACCCUCUUCCCGAUUGGGCUGGGCGUCUUCAUUCGCUACAAAUACAACCGCGCGGCUGACUACAUCGUGAAGGUUUCCCUGUGGUCUCUGCUAGUGACUCUGGUGGUCCUUUUCAUAAUGACAGGCACCAUGUUGGGACCCGAACUGCUGGCAAGCAUUCCUGCGGCCGUUUACGUGGUGGCCAUUUUCAUGCCUUUAGCAGGCUACGCCUCUGGCUAUGGCUUAGCCACUCUCUUCCACCUUCCACCCAACUGCAAGAGGACUGUGUGUCUGGAGACAGGCAGCCAGAACGUGCAGCUCUGCACGGCCAUUCUCAAGCUGGCCUUCCCUCCCCGCUUCAUAGGGAGUAUGUACAUGUUCCCUUUGCUCUACGCCCUGUUCCAGUCCGCGGAAGCGGGCGUUUUUGUCUUAGUGUAUAAGAUGUACGGGAGUGAGAUAUUGCACAAGCGAGACCCGCUGGACGAAGAUGAAGAGACAGAUGUUUCGUACAAGAAACUGAAAGAGGAGGAGAUGGCAGACACAUCCUACGGUGCCGUGAGGGGAGAUGCCUUAGUCAUGGUGGAGACCACCCAGCCCUCCCUCUAAACCCAGCACAGGAUCUUCCAGCGCCCCGAAAGUGUGUUACACUUACGGCCUGGGGGAGCGUGUAGGGUUGACAUAAAGGGUCACAUUUGGUGUUCCCUUUGUUAAGUUGCAUUGCCGUGGUAACCAAGUGUUUUCGUCAAUUACAAAUCACUGUUCUACUAUUACUGACACCUGCUCAGCUAAACGAAGCCUCUUCUAAGUGUUAUUUUUUUCUUUUUUCUCUCUUUCUUGCCUUUUUUUUUCUUUUGGUGUGUGUUUGGUGGUGGUUUUCACCAAUUUCUCUGUUUCUGCAGAGGCUGCUGUAUUAAAAAGCAGGGUUUGGACAUAUACAGUUUGGGCGCCCCAGCCUCUAUGAGCAAAACUGGCUA
Messenger RNA from Jaculus jaculus (lesser Egyptian jerboa), 1739 nucleotides. It is a transcript of the gene Slc10a4, whose product is annotated as solute carrier family 10 member 4. The record is from RefSeq and is a predicted model, not a curated record. Gene Ontology annotation, molecular function: bile acid:sodium symporter activity. The transcript has 3 exons. Gene Ontology annotation, biological process: bile acid and bile salt transport. NCBI's taxonomy places the organism in Eukaryota, Metazoa, Chordata, Mammalia, Rodentia, Dipodidae. Bases 67 to 1371 code for a protein of 434 amino acids. Gene Ontology annotation, cellular component: membrane.